Culex quinquefasciatus (southern house mosquito) is the source of this 596-nucleotide messenger RNA. It is a transcript of the gene Pdrg1, whose product is annotated as p53 and DNA damage-regulated protein 1. Gene Ontology annotation, biological process: protein folding. The coding region runs from base 102 to 512 and encodes 136 amino acids. NCBI's taxonomy places the organism in Eukaryota, Metazoa, Arthropoda, Insecta, Diptera, Culicidae. The record is from RefSeq and is a predicted model, not a curated record. The transcript is spliced from 2 exons. Gene Ontology annotation, cellular component: prefoldin complex.
GAAAAACGUGUCACCGUGCUAGUAACAGCAGCCGUGUUCGUGAAGUGUGAUUGUUCUGUUUUCACUCAACGGGGAAUCAAAAAAGUGACCAAAUCAGAAAGAUGGCCACAUCGAGCGGUGCGAAAAUUACGGAAAUCUUGCUGGAAACGGAGCGGGUCGGCGAUCGCGUGCUGGCGCUGAAGCAGGAGUUGAUAAAUCUGGACCGGCGACGGCAGGAAACGCGCGAGGCGAUCCGAACCGUCCAGAAGAACUUCCCGGACCGGGACGGGCAGAAGGUGUGGAUCACGGUCGGUUCCAUGUUGAUGAAGAUGCCCCGCGGGAAGGCGCUGGAGCUGCUGGAGAAGGACGCGGCACAGAUUGAGGCGGAGAUUGGCACGCUGAGGACGGAGCAGAAGGUGCUGGUCAGCAGGCAGCGCGACCUGGAGCACGAGACGCCGCUGCGGGGGUUCGACUUGAAGCCGCUGAGUCGGGCGGAACUGGGCGCGAUCGGGGCCGCCGUGCCGCGGGUUUAAAGAUCUCUCUCAAUCCAAUUGCUCGUUAGGGUUUAAGUCUAUUUUUAAGUAAUAAACAUGUGAUUCUGGAUAAACUGCUUUUAA